AUGCCUCCCAGUCACUGCCUUCCCCUUGAGCCCCCUGCUUCCUGGCGACCCGCCCUCCCCUUCUCCCGCAGCCGACUUCCGCAGGCCAUUUCCGAGAAAAAGGAAUCGUAUUUUAAGUCCGCUAUCCAGAACCUCCACUCUUCCGACCCCUUUGCUGAUGCAAGUAAGGGUGAUGACCUGCUUCCGGCCGGCACUGAGGAUUAUAUCUAUAUAAGAAUCCAACAGAGGAACGGCAGGAAGACCCUCACCACUGUCCAAGGGGUCGCUGAUGAUUACAAUAAAAAACUGGUGAAGGCGUUUAAGAAGAACUUUGCCUGCAAUGGUACUGUAAUCGAGCAUCCAGAACAUGGAGAAAUAAUCCAGCUCCAGGGCGACCAGCGCAAGAACAUAUGUCAGUUCCUGGUAGAGACUGGACUGGCCAAGGACGAUCAGCUGAAGGUUCAUGGGUUUUAAGCGCUUGUGGCUCAUUGAAGCUUAAGUG
This is a messenger RNA of Fukomys damarensis (Damara mole-rat), 481 nucleotides long. Its product is annotated as eukaryotic translation initiation factor 1-like. The transcript is spliced from 2 exons. Gene Ontology annotation, cellular component: eukaryotic 43S preinitiation complex. NCBI's taxonomy places the organism in Eukaryota, Metazoa, Chordata, Mammalia, Rodentia, Bathyergidae. The record is from RefSeq and is a predicted model, not a curated record. Gene Ontology annotation, molecular function: RNA binding; translation initiation factor activity; ribosomal small subunit binding. The coding region runs from base 1 to 453 and encodes 150 amino acids. Gene Ontology annotation, biological process: translational initiation.